UUUUUUUUUUUGAUAAUCCAGGUUAUAUAUAUUUUAUAUGGUAUAGGCAGCGGUCCACUUCACCCGGGAGGGCUUUACCUGGGUUGGGGACAAGGCCCAACACCCAGUACCACAUUUGGUGACAGAAUGGGCAGUUCGCCUCCGCCUGGCGUCGAACCCGUGAGCAUGACAAUUGGCCCACAGGGUCCUUACCAAGUGAGCUACCUCAUCCCGUCUAUAUGGUAUAUAGUUUAGUUUAAACAAUAUUAAAAAGAUAUAUAUUUUUACUACGAAGAAGACUUCUUAGAAGAUCUAUAUUCUAAAUUUAUAUAUAUUUUAUAUGGUAUAUAGUUUAGUUUAAACAAUAUUAAAAAGGUAUAUAUUUUUACUAUGAAGAAGACUUUUUAGAAGACCUAUAGUCUAAAUUUACUAUUCGUGUAGAAGACUUUCGCAUAAGUCUUCUAAUGCAUUAUUUGUUAGAAGACUUAGGUCACCUAAACCCUAAACUCAAAAUAACUAAUUAAGUAGAAACAAACAUUUCAUAAAAUUUAAAAUAACUUUAAAAGUGUUUAAUAUACACAAAACUAAACACAUAUAAGUCUAAAUUUAAUUUUUCAAAAAAAAAAUAAGCUUCCAAAAUCUUACCCUAAUAAUACAAGUAAUACUACAACAUAUGUUAUCAAACCUUAAACCAAAGAAUACCAUGACACACUACAUUUACUCAUCUAUGUUGAAAACAAUUUAAUUUUACUAGAUCUUAAUUUAUAUCAUUUACAAAUAUUUAUAAUUACAUGAUUUCAAAUUUUCCCCUAUCAAAAUUUUUUUAUAAAAUUUAUAAAUUAUUUUUAAAUCUUCUAUAUGAAAAAGCUUACAGAACCUCAGAAACCUUUUCGGGGUUAUAUUCAUAAAAAUAAAUUUUAUUUUUUGUGUCAUAAGAAGAUAGUUAUAAUUUCACAAGGCUUUUGAGUUACUUUUAUAUUUGACUGAAGUUUUGGUAUAUUUUUGGGUUUAAAAUCAAGUUUUGUGUCAUUUUUGGCAAAUUCUCCACUAAAUAUAAGAUAAACCUAAUUAUGAUAUUAUCAGUAAAAUUUGGUAAUAAUAUCUAUUUUUAAUUUAUUUAUUUAAAUAAUAACCCCAAAUACCAUCAUAAAUUUAUAUACCUAAAUAAUAUUUUUUUAAAAUAGUAUAUAUAGAUCAGUAAAAUUUGUCAAUAUGUCUAUUAAUUAAUUAUCUUAAAUAUUAUGAUAAAUAAAAUAUAUUAAAAUAACUUUCAUGAUAUAAAUUAAUUGGACUAAUGAUUUAUCCUAUAAUUAUGGAGAAGGUGAAAAAUACGCGAAAUUAUUUCAAAUAUAGUAUAGAUUAAUUUUCAAAUAAUAGUAUAGAUAGAUUUAUUUUUUUUUUGUGAUGAUUUAGAGUUGUUUACAAAAUAUAUGUAGAUGAAUUAUUUUAAAACCAAGCAUUAACCGAAACAAUUUACUGGUAAAUACCCAAUUGAAUUUUCACCAAAAUUAAGAUUCUGUUUUAAACGAGAGAGCAAAGAGAAAUCAGAUAACCAUAUAUUACAUAUCCAUAACCAUAAAUAAUCAACCAAAAGCAAUACAAAAGAAACAGCCCAAUUUUAGCCGAUGGUUACUAAUUAGUAACAAGAAUCAAGUUCUUGUGUUUAAAAAAUAGAUUUAUUCUAACAGUUCAUGGAAACAAUUAACUCUAUAUAAGCAAAUACAGUAGAUAAACACUUCUCAUUGUGUCUUAAAGACAUUUAUUAAUAACACAAAAUUCUUAUUUGAAUAUACCCUAAACAUAAUAAGAAGAUGACUUGCAUUUCUUCUGCGUUUAAGGCUUUGUGUUUGUCUCUCUUGUUCCUCAAUGCCGUUGCAAGUCGUCCGACCAAUAGGCCAAAGGUUUUUAAUGUCCAGCGCUAUGGUGCCAAAGCUGACGGAAAAGCUGAUAACACCAAGGCGUUCACAAACAUAUGGAAAAGCGCAUGCACAAGGAAAGGUGGUAAUAGUAAAAUCUACGUACCGAAAGGAACGUUUUAUCUUGGUGGUGUACAGUUCGUAGGGCCAUGUGCGAAUCAGAUUGAAUUCGUUAUCGAUGGAACUUUAUUGGCUCCUUCAAACCCUAGGGACAUUAAGAAUGACACAUGGAUCCAGUUCAGGUACAUUAACAAUCUUAUUAUCUCCGGUGCCGGUACACUCGACGGCCAAGGGAAAGAGUCUUGGCCACUAAAUGACUGCCACAAAAACCCCAGUUGUCCUAAGCUAGCUAUGACCAUGGGAUUUGCAUUCGUGAACAACUCAAGAAUCAAUGGGAUAACGUCACUCAACAGCAAAAUGGGACACUUCAACUUCUUUUCUGUCCAUCACUUCAACAUCACUGAAGUCACUAUAACAGCUCCCGGCGACAGUCCAAACACCGAUGGGCUAAAGUUUGGGUUCUGUAGCAACAUUAACAUCUCCAAGACACACAUUGGUACAGGAGACGACUGUAUAGCUAUCCUUUCCGGAACCACUAACAUGGAUAUCUCUAAUGUCAAUUGUGGUCCUGGACAUGGGAUCAGUGUCGGAAGCUUAGGGAAGAACAAAGAAGAGAAGGACGUUAAUGGCUUAACCGUAAGAGACAUAGUCUUUAACGGCACUAGUGAUGGUAUUCGGAUCAAGACUUGGGAAUCUUCAGCUUCGAAGAUAUUGGUUUCUAACUUUGUGUACGAGAAUAUUCAAAUGAUUAAUGUUGGAAACCCUAUCAACAUCGACCAGAAGUAUUGUCCUCACCCACCUUGUGAAAAGAAGGGACAAUCACACGUUCAAAUCCAAGAUCUUAAAUUAAAGAACAUAUAUGGAACAUCGACGAACAAAGUGGCGGUGAAUCUACAAUGUAGCAAGAGCUUUCCGUGCAAGAAGGUUGAGCUAAUUGACAUUAACCUAGAGCAUAAGGGAGUCGAGGGUGGUCCUUCCACUGCGGUAUGUGAGAAUGUUGACGGUUCUGCACGUGGCACGAUGGUUCCUCAGCAUUGUCUGAACUGAUUCAACAACCCAUGGGAACAAUGACCGUGUGUUGUACUAUUUUAUAUUUUAUUAUGUUUUUGUAUAAUUUAUAACUUCUGUGUAUUUGCUUCUUCUUCUUUCUUUUUCUGCUAGUUUUUGAAAGUUUUUGGUUGGUGCAAUAAAGAAGUGAAUACACUUUUAUGUUUUUUCGUCGGUGGUCUAUUUUUUGUUUCAUAGGAAAAAUGAGUACAAUCUUAUUUUAUUAAGGGAUUUUUGCAAAAUUGACCUAUAACUUAAAGUCAAACACAAAACUAACCUCCUUUUUUUUUGAAAAUUGGUUUUGCCCU
Molecule: messenger RNA, 3310 nt
Organism: Brassica napus (rape)
Lineage: Eukaryota; Viridiplantae; Streptophyta; Magnoliopsida; Brassicales; Brassicaceae
Product: exopolygalacturonase-like
Exons: 4
Coding region: 1791-3002 (403 amino acids)
Biological process (GO): carbohydrate metabolic process
Molecular function (GO): polygalacturonase activity
Source: RefSeq, a predicted model, not a curated record